Molecule: messenger RNA, 618 nt
Organism: Pelobates cultripes (western spadefoot toad)
Lineage: Eukaryota; Metazoa; Chordata; Amphibia; Anura; Pelobatidae
Source: the annotation of a GenBank genome assembly
AUGACGCAGCGGAAAGAUGGUUCAACCUACUCAUCAGACGACUUUACUGCAGACGUGGCUGAAGGUGCCUCUUGCAGUUCAGUUCCAGGGGUAAAGUCUGUUCCUCCUGAGGAUAGAAAGCCAAUCACUGCAGCUAUCCUGAAAGCUAUGCUGAGGGAGUUAGGAGCUAACAUCACUGCAGACAUCUCACAAUUUAAAGAUGCCUUUGCAUGUGCCACCAUGGGAAUUACCCUUCUUGAGGCCACAACUAGUACCCAGGAAACCAGGUUGGCUACUGUGGAGCAGAAACUUGGGAAGCUCCAGAGAAAGCAACAGGACAUGGAAGCCCGGGUAGAAAGUCUAAAAGACCAGAAGAGACGCUAUAACUUGAAGGUUAGAGGCAUCCCUGAAGCUGGCACUGAUGAAAUGUUGCAUUAUAUCAGGCGGCUCUUUGCAGUCAUGAUAUCACCCAAACACGCAAAACUGACGAAAAUGGAUGGCAUGUUCUGGUUACCUAAGCCACUAAAUGCCCCGAGCACUGCCACAGCUGAUCUCAUCAAUUGCUUCAAAACCACACACAAUAGAUUGCUUUUCCUCAUGGCAGUAAAGGGUAAGACCCCCAUCCCAUUUGAGGGCUAA